This is a messenger RNA of Clonostachys solani, 402 nucleotides long. Lineage: Eukaryota; Fungi; Ascomycota; Sordariomycetes; Hypocreales; Bionectriaceae. The record is from the annotation of a GenBank genome assembly.
AUGCAGAUUUCCACAGUCAUCACCGCCUCCCUUCUCCUGCUUUCCGGGAACGCCUUUGCCGCUCGAAGACGCUCAGAGUAUUCCAACCGCGUGGCCAUGCGGGAUUUCGAUUCCCCGGACCGAGCCUCUCUUCAAGGGCUGUCACGCAGGGCCAAGCCCCCUCCCAAGGUCAAGCCUCCUACCAAGGCCAAGCCUGCCGUCAAGGCCAAACCACCUGCGAAAGCCAAGCCUGCUGUCAAGGCCAAACCACCUGCGAAGGCCAAGCCACCUGCCAAGCACUCUACCAAGGGUAAAGGGAAGCCAAUCCUCCCUGGAAAGAACAAUGAUCCCUGGGUAGUAUCAGUUGCAAAUAUCAACGUAUUUCUCAGAAUACGUGGUGCUGGUAAUCAAUCAGCGACUUGA